Molecule: messenger RNA, 1070 nt
Organism: Rhea pennata
Lineage: Eukaryota; Metazoa; Chordata; Aves; Rheiformes; Rheidae
Gene: SSR3
Product: signal sequence receptor subunit 3
Exons: 5
Coding region: 51-614 (187 amino acids)
Biological process (GO): SRP-dependent cotranslational protein targeting to membrane
Cellular component (GO): membrane; endoplasmic reticulum
Source: RefSeq, a predicted model, not a curated record
AGUCGCCCCCCCCCUUCCCCCGCGCAGUGCUGACGGGGCCGCGUCUCGCCAUGGCUCCCAAGGGCGGCCCCGGCGGGCGGCAGCAGUCCGAGGAGGACUUGCUCCUGCAGGACUUCAGCCGCAACCUCUCGGCCAAGUCCUCCGCCCUCUUCUUCGGCAACGCCUUCAUCGUCUCCGCCAUCCCCAUCUGGCUUUAUUGGAGGAUAUGGCAUAUGGAUCUUGUUCAGUCCGCAGUCCUGUAUAGCGUAAUGACCCUCAUCAGUACCUAUCUAGUAGCUUUUGCAUAUAAGAAUGUCAAGUUUGUCCUCAAACACAAAGUAGCACAGAAAAGAGAAGAUGCUGUUUCCAAAGAAGUUACUCGCAAGCUUUCUGAGGCAGACAACAGGAAGAUGUCUCGUAAGGAGAAGGAUGAAAGAAUUCUGUGGAAGAAAAAUGAAGUUGCAGAUUAUGAAGCAACAACUUUUUCCAUCUUUUACAACAAUACCCUCUUUCUGGUCUUGGUCAUCAUUGCUUCAUUCUUUGUGUUGAAGAACUUCAACCCAACUGUAAACUAUAUUCUUUCUAUAAGCGCUUCAUCGGGACUAAUUGCCCUGCUAUCUACAGGAUCCAAGUAGACAAAAAAAAAAAAAAAAAAAAAAACAGCAGUUAAUUUCUGUGGGAGGGUUCAGUUUCCUUACAAAAGUUUAAGGGUGGAAGCGGACUACUUUUUUUAUAAUGUGACUGCUUGAGGGUUUCAGGGGAGAGCAUUUGAAAAGAAAAUGAGUGAACUAUAUUUACUUUUGGUAUCUUUACAAGGUAUUAUUCAAUAAUUGAAUGAAUCAGAUUUGUUACUUAGCAGAGAAAGAAGGCGGCAUGUGAGCAGUUACCAAGCAUAACUUGUACGAAGCACUUCAUAGGUGUGUUGGUACUGCAUAUUACGCAGUGGCACGGAACAGCCGUGCUCAGAACUGUUAACAGAAUUUGGUGACUGUUACAGGAGCCGAACUCACUGAUCAUAAAAAGUGACAAUCCGCCGUUUAUCAUUGUAACUUGAAAGGUUUUAAUAAAAAGGAGGCUUUUUUGUCAAUUAA